AGCCGCUCAACAGCAGCCCGAGCCGGUUCUCAGGCGUACGGCGGGGCCGAUUUCCGUGUAGUGAGACGCCCUCGCAGAGCUGCCGGCACCCUGAAGGUGCCCCGUGAAGGCUGGCAGGCUGGCACCGCCGCCGAAGCCCGGGUAUUUGAAGAGCGAUGCCGGUCGCCAGGAUGCUGCGGCAGGUUGUGGGCCAGAUGCCGGGGAGACCAGCCUGUGGCUGCUGGACCUCUGCCCCGCUGGCCCGGUUUCUGGGCACCUCCCCUCGGCAAAUUCCAGCAGAUGCCAACUUCUGCUCUUCCUCUUUCUCUGGAACAGACCAGCCACGCGUCUUAAUUACAGGGGGUCUUGGCCAGCUUGGAGUGGGGCUUGCUAACUUUUUGAGGAAACGCUUUGGGAAGGACAAUGUGAUUUUGUCUGACAUAAGGAAACCACCUGAUCACAUCUUCCACGGUGGCCCAUUUAUUUAUUCUGACAUUCUGGAUUACAAGAAUCUUCGGGAGAUCGUGGUAAACAACCGCAUUACCUGGUUGUUUCAUUAUAGCGCUUUGCUCAGUGCCAUUGGAGAAGCAAACGUGUCCUUGGCCAGAGCCGUAAAUAUCACUGGAUUGCAUAACGUCCUGGAUGUUGCAGCAGAGCACAAUUUGCGAUUGUUUGUGCCUAGCACAAUCGGAGCUUUUGGACCUACUUCUCCCCGGAAUCCAACUCCCGAUAUCUGUAUUCAGAGGCCCAGGACUAUCUACGGGGUGUCCAAGGUCCAUGCGGAGCUCAUGGGAGAAUAUUAUCAUUACCGGUAUGGAUUAGAUUUCCGAUGCCUGAGAUACCCUGGAAUCAUCUCUGCGGACUCCCAGCCUGGUGGAGGAACAACUGAGCAUAAAGAAGUUCUGAGACUAAGGCUUCUGAGAACCACUGCCCUAAUGCAAGAGGUUUUUAAGAAGACCCACAGACAGGAUUCUCUUUCAGACUAUGCAGUCCAGAUCUUCCACGAUGCUGUAAAGAAUGGCAAAUUUGAGUGCAACCUGAAAUCCAGCACGCGACUCCCAAUGAUGUAUAUUGAUGACUGCCUCAGGGCCACCCUGGAAGUCAUGGAGGCCCCGGCAGAGUCCCUGUCCAUGAGGACCUACAAUGUCAAUGCCAUGAGUUUCACCCCUGAGGACCUGGCCCAGGAGCUUCUCAAGCACAUACCAGAAUUCCAGAUCACGUACAAUGUGGAUUCUGUUCGACAGGCCAUAGCGGAUAGCUGGCCGAUGAAUUUUGAUGACAGCAAUGCUCGGAAAGACUGGGGGUGGAAACAUGACUUUGAUCUUCCAGAGCUGGUGACGACGAUGUUGAACUUCCAUGGCUCUGAUACCAGAGUUGCCCAAGCUAACUGAGAGAAUCAUAAGGGAGGACUCCUGUAUCCUGGACAGCUGUCAAGGGAAAACCAUAAUGACCCCAAGGUUAUAUACCCCAAGGAACCUCGAUUAUCAGGAGUGCAAGGACUAAUUGGAGGAAAUUUUGGCAGCUCAUAUUGAAUUGCCAGAUUGGAGAAUCAAGUUGGCUUUUGCAUUUUCAAAGUGCUAUAGGUUUGGUGGUAGGAGUUCUCAAUCUUUGCUGUUUGCCUAAACUUGCCCAAACACGCAUAUCACAGAAUGAAGGCUUAAGUCAUAAUAGUUUCCAUUUAGGUUAAUUAAGAUGAAUGACCAUUUUGGGGAAGGUGGAAGUAUGUGAUGUUUGUCUUUAAUUAAAUUUAAUUUUCGUAUCA
Messenger RNA from Felis catus (domestic cat), 1741 nucleotides. It is a transcript of the gene TDH, whose product is annotated as L-threonine 3-dehydrogenase, mitochondrial. The transcript is spliced from 9 exons. The coding region runs from base 156 to 1370 and encodes 404 amino acids. NCBI's taxonomy places the organism in Eukaryota, Metazoa, Chordata, Mammalia, Carnivora, Felidae. The record is from RefSeq and is a predicted model, not a curated record. Gene Ontology annotation, molecular function: L-threonine 3-dehydrogenase activity. Gene Ontology annotation, biological process: L-threonine catabolic process.